AUGAGCGACAAUGACAGUGACGUCCAAGACUUUUCAUCCGAAGAAGAGGAUCAUGGUCUCUUGAUAGAUAGAAAGAAGCAGCAGACUCUCGACUUUGCUCAAGACGGUUCGGAUAGCGAAGGCGGCAGCGACUUGGACGAUGACGAUAUAGCGGAGGAAGAGUCUCCAAUACAGAACGAGACGAAAGCGGCCACCGGUGAGGAACCAGCUACUGCUGAUGGAGACAACAUAGCCCCGCAAUCCGCAGACGAGCUUCGCCCCGAGGAACGGGCGGACCAGCUCAAACAGGAGCGUCUGCGUCGGCUGAAGAAGCUGAAAGCCUCCAAGAAGUCCAAUCACAAGACCGGUGUCGUAUAUCUCUCCAAGAUCCCCCCAUAUAUGAAGCCGGCUAAGAUGCGGCAGAUCCUCUCGCGUUUCGGCGACCUGGAUCGGCUAUUUCUGAAGCGCGAGGACGAGCACUCCCACCGUCAGAGGGUAAAGGGCGGGGGUAACAAGAAGGUCAUGUUCCGCGAGGGAUGGGCCGAGUUCAUCCGUAAAAAGGACGCUAAGCUCUGUGCGGAAACCCUCAACGGCAACAUUAUCGGCGGCAAGAAGGGCAACUUCUACCACGACGAUGUCAUGAAUGUCAAGUAUCUGUCUGGCUUCAAGUGGGCCGACCUCACCGAACAGAUUGCACGCGAGAACGACGUGCGCCAAUCCAAGCUGCAGCUGGAAAUCUCGCAGGCUAACAAGCUGAAUGCAGAGUUCAUUCGCAACGUCGAGAAGAGCAAGAUGCUCAACAACAUACGCGCCAAGAAGCACAAGGACGAGGACAGCUCUGAGCGCACUGAGUCGCAUCUGCCAGUCAAACAGCGCAAGGUUACAUCAAACAGAGCUUCCGCGCCUGAGUCACAGAAACAGCCAGCUUCCGAAAAGCUCUCCAACGUUUUGCAUAAUCUAUUUUAA
Molecule: messenger RNA, 945 nt
Organism: Eremothecium gossypii ATCC 10895
Lineage: Eukaryota; Fungi; Ascomycota; Saccharomycetes; Saccharomycetales; Saccharomycetaceae
Gene: ESF2
Product: RNA-binding ATPase activator ESF2
Exons: 1
Coding region: 1-945 (314 amino acids)
Biological process (GO): endonucleolytic cleavage in ITS1 to separate SSU-rRNA from 5.8S rRNA and LSU-rRNA from tricistronic rRNA transcript (SSU-rRNA, 5.8S rRNA, LSU-rRNA); endonucleolytic cleavage to generate mature 5'-end of SSU-rRNA from (SSU-rRNA, 5.8S rRNA, LSU-rRNA); endonucleolytic cleavage in 5'-ETS of tricistronic rRNA transcript (SSU-rRNA, 5.8S rRNA, LSU-rRNA)
Cellular component (GO): nucleolus
Molecular function (GO): RNA binding
Source: RefSeq, marked provisional